Molecule: messenger RNA, 2736 nt
Organism: Spodoptera frugiperda (fall armyworm)
Lineage: Eukaryota; Metazoa; Arthropoda; Insecta; Lepidoptera; Noctuidae
Gene: ae3
Product: venom carboxylesterase-6
Exons: 3
Coding region: 38-1921 (627 amino acids)
Source: RefSeq, a predicted model, not a curated record
UUUCAUCCAGUUCUAGAUCAGCCGUGGUAAAGAAACCAUGUUGAAAAUUUUGACUCUUUGUGCGGUCUUAGGGCUGGCUUUAUGUCAGCAGCCACCUCAAGUUGUGCUACCUGGCCAAGGUACGGUGAUAGGAACAAUAUCUACUGAAGGAGAUUACUUCGAGUUCCACGGUAUACCAUACGCGGACGCGACUUCGGGCAUCAACCGAUUUAAGGCACCGCUACCACCACCUUCGUUCCAAACCCCAUUAACAGCUAACCGAAAAGACAUAAAAUGUGUUCGAGCCUUAGGUGCAGGAUAUGAAGGCACCGAGGAUUGUCUGGUAGCCAACAUCUACACACCAACUAUAGUUAAUACAAGGAAACUGCCUGUUAUGGUAUGGAUUAAAGGGAAAGAAUUCGAUCGCAUUAACAAUCCAGAAUUAUCUUUCCGAAAUUUUGUUGAAAAGGAGGUUGUUGUAGUGUCAUUGAAUUACCGUGAAUCGAUUUUAGGAUUCCUCUGUCUUGGCACUGAAACUGCACCCGGUAAUGCCGGAUUGAAAGAUAUUAUUGCAGGUUUAAAGUGGGUCCAGAAACAUAUCGCACGAUUUGGGGGUGACCCCGACUCAAUUACCCUCGUUGGCCAUGGAAGUGGUGGAGCUGCCGUGGACUUGGUCACAAUGUCUCCAAUGAGUAAAGGUUUGGUACAUAAAGCCAUUGCUCAAAGUGGCAACGCAUAUUCUCCUUGGGCUGUAUCUCGUGAUAACUUGAAACAUGCUAUCGAUGUAGCUGAAGCUCUUGGCCAUACAAUAACCAGCAUUGAACAGUUAUCAGAGGUUUUUACCAGAACUAGUGUCGGAGCUUUGAUGGGUGUUAUCAAUGAACUUGACUUAACUGAUAAUUCAUUAGCCUUUGCUCCUUGUGUGGAACGUAAAGAAUUGGAAGGAGUAGAACCUUUUCUUAUAAAAACUCCUGCUGAAAUUGUACGUGACAAAGAAUUGUCAAAUAUUCCUACCAUUAUUGGAUUUGUAGAUUACGAAGGUACUAUUCGAUCAGAGGAAGCAUUUGGUAACGAUUGGCUAAAGAGAAUGGAAGAAUCGUUCAGUGAAUUUAUACAGCCCGAUUUAGAAAUUGAAGACGAUGCAGCAGUAGUAGAUGAAAUUAAAAAAUAUUAUUUUGGAUCGAGUGGAACAAAAACAACAAAUUCAUACGAACCCUACUUGAAAUAUCACGGUGACACAAUGAUUCUUAUAUCUUCUUUAAGAGAAGUUAGAAAUCGAGUAUUUGCUACUACAUCAAAUACCUAUUUAUAUCAGUUUUCAUAUAAAGGAACUCUCGGAGAAGCAUUGGUUGGACCCAUAAACGUUGAUUCAGCGCCUCACGGUGCAGAAGUGGCGUAUUUGUUCCAUGGAGGUUCUGGAGGGACUGAGUUGGAUCAUCUGGUUAGUAAAAUUCUCGUUGACAGAUGGACUAGCUUCGCUAAGAGUGGUAACCCCACAACUACUCUUUCAACAGUAAGGUGGGAGCCUUAUACUCAAAGCGAAGCAAAAUUCUUGCGCAUAGGCUCUACUGAAGAAAUUGUUGGACGUGGUGGUCAAGAAACCAAACCUAUAAUGGAAAUAGCUUUGAUUAAUCCCCAUCCCCAAACUGCUGCAUUUUGGGAAGGUAUUUACUCAUCACAUUUCUUAGAUGCACAGAGCAAUUGGAAAAUUAUUGACAGGAAUGAAGAUACUCCUACAACUACCCUGAGCCCAGGUGGUAUUGAUGAGUGUGAUGGUGAUGAUUGUGGUGAUGACAAUGGUAGCGGCAACGGUGAUGAUGACUGCGAAGGUGAUGACUGUGAUGAGGAAAAUUCAGCCUCAACGGCUAUUAGCUACACGUUCUUAAUAAUUAGUCUGUUUUCAAUUCUGAACCAUUUCCAUUCCUCUCAGAUUUUGUCGUAGAAACAUCUCAAUAGAUUUACUUUCUAUUGUUUCUGUUUUUUAACAUACAUAAUAUGCAUCGUCAGUGUUCUUGUUGAAGCUAGCUCUUAUAUUUCCAUUUAUUUUGAAGAAAACACCAAUAUAUGGACAUUUUUUUUUCUAAUUACUAAAUUAUUUCACAGUCUUCUUUGGAUUUCGUAUUGAAAUUCAUUUGAAGAACGUAAUGUACAUUUUACUAUUUUUUCUUGUAGUAUUAAUAUAUUGUUAAUAAGUUUAAUUGUUUUAAGAUAUUUUAUUGCGCCAUUGAGUGCAAUUUAAAUAUUUUUUUAUAAUACUAAUUUAGUCUAGAACCAUUUUUCUUUUUUAGUUAGUACUUACUUCCAUUUUGAUCAGCCAUUUUAAGUAACUUUAUGCUAACCGAUUUUCUAUUUACUCGAAUUCCUGAAUAAGGUUCUUAAUGGUAGCUGCACCGACGUAAUUUAACAAAAACAUAUUUAGCUUUUAAUGCCAUCCUUAUGUCUACGAGAUAAAGUUAAAAAUUGGUUGCAUUUAACUGCUAACCCCCGUACUCAGAGUCGUUUAAUGAUUACUUAACUCAACCCUUAGCGAUUGUUUUCGGUACAAAAUUGUUACUAAGGAAUAGGUUAAGUGAUAAUUAAAUGUCUGUGAGUGCGGCAGUAAGUAAUUUAAAGUUGUUAAAAUGGUCUGAUUUUUGCACUCACCAAAUGAACUUUGCUACCAUGCGUUUGUAUGAAAGUUAAAGUUUUAAACUUCUUUAAUAUAGCUUAAUAUUUUAUUUAUAAUUUUGUAAAUAUAAUAAAAAACUCGAAAAGAAA